UCAAAUUUGCUUAUGAACAACCAGGGUAAGUUGAAGAUAUGUGAAUUUGGGUUGGCUCGUCAAUAUGGAAGUCCAUUGAAGCCAUAUACUCAUUUGGUUGUCACACUUUGGUACAGAGCGCCGGAGCUUUUGUUGGGGCAAAAGAGUAUUCAACCGCCAUUGAUAUGUGGUCACUUGGUUGCAUUAUGGUUGAGCUUCUAUCAAAGGAGCCUCUCUUUAAUGGAAAAUCGGAAUUUGAUCAGCUUGACAAGUGGACAUACUCGUUCUGAAUGGAAACCAUUGGUUCAGUAUCGGUUCCCACUCAAAGGACAGGUUCAAGAUGAUGGUGAAGGAAAAGAACGAAGCCAAGGAUCCAUCAAAUUAGUACAACUCAUAAAGCUAUUAAUGCUUUGAAAAUGCCCUGUAAAAGAUAUAUUUCUUUUGUUAUUUUUUUGUUUUGUAAGGUUUGAAGAAGUUGAUAGUAGACAUUAUCUAAUUGACUUAUUUUAUUUGUGAUCGAACUCAAUAUUUUA
Beta vulgaris subsp. vulgaris (sugar beet) is the source of this 512-nucleotide messenger RNA. Its product is annotated as serine/threonine-protein kinase ppk23-like. The transcript has 4 exons. The record is from RefSeq and is a predicted model, not a curated record. Gene Ontology annotation, biological process: regulation of mitotic cell cycle; protein phosphorylation. Gene Ontology annotation, molecular function: cyclin-dependent protein serine/threonine kinase activity; ATP binding. Gene Ontology annotation, cellular component: nucleus. The coding region runs from base 13 to 393 and encodes 126 amino acids. NCBI's taxonomy places the organism in Eukaryota, Viridiplantae, Streptophyta, Magnoliopsida, Caryophyllales, Amaranthaceae.